CACCGCUGAGCCGGUCGCCAGGGCAGUGGUGCGGCCRCUCGGGCAGUAACUGCCGCUCUGCGUGGCCGUUAGGCGCGACCGUUAGCGGCGUCUGCGGCCUGGGAGGGCGAACGAAGUGGCGCUUGUUUUCCUCAAGAAAGGCUGUUGCUGAGGGAAGUCGCUGUUUUCCGCCUUUGCUGUGUAGUUAGCGGAGCUGCGUCUGUUUCGGGUUUCCGCUUUCUCUCGCUGCUGCUGGAGGCGCAGCCUAGCGCGGUGCGCAAUGGCUGGGAAAGCGCCUCUUCCCUAGACGUUGGCAGGCUUUUCCCAAGAACAGGCGGUUUUACGUUCUGCCUAUGGAUAUGGCCGCUGACUUCGGCAGCAGGGGAGAGCCAGAUCACAGGCUAAACACAGCUUUUGGGCAGUAUGGAACAGAUAAAUUUUUCAGAACUACUGCUGAGCAGGAAGAUGUCCUUGAACCUAAUGCUGCAUCCAGAUCCAGAAUGAUGAAUCAAAGCUUUUCUCCUCUACUUGUACAGUAUGAUAAGCAUCUGGAAGAGAUGAGUGAACAGCUGCAGCUUUAUCAGGCCCAGAUGGGUGAGAUGAGACUAAAAUUUGAACAAGUCACCAAGGAAAAUGAAAGGCUCCAUGCAGACUUGAAAGAGGCUGUUGAGAAGCAACUGGAGACUCUUCCAUUUGUGGGGACUGAUAUUUCUGCAGAUGAAGAAAUAGUGAGAAACCUUCAAGAACAGCUACAGCUGGCCAGUCAGGAAAAAGAACACGCACUACAGCUCUGGCAGUCCAUAUCACGGGAAUUUGAUGAACUCCAGCAGCAGUACCAGCAACACAUGACUGAAACACAGAUUCAUGUGGCUGAAAAGAAAAAACAGAAAGAUCAACUGACUGGCUUUCAGCAGCUGACUCAGCAACUGCAUGUAGCCAAUGAGAAAAUAGAGUUGAGCAAUCAACACUUUCUGAAAACAMUAACAGAACAGAAUGCAGAAUUAGAGCAACUACGCAAACAACUGAGGCAAGCUAAAAUAGAUGGGCGGACAGCAGCUGCUAAGGUUGAUGAAAUGACCAGAUUGGCAGAGAAGCUUCAAGGCCAGUUGGAGAGAAAGGAGGAAGAUAUGGUGUCUGCUCAGCAGAGAGAAGAAGCCUCUGACAAACGUUUGCAGCAAAUGCAGUCUAGUAUAAAACAAUUAGAAGCAAGAUUACGUGUUACUGUACAAGAUGCUGAACAGCUGAGAACAGAAAGAGCAGCUCUGGAGAAACAGAUCAGAGAGCUUCAGACCAAGUGUGCUACUCUAGAGAAGGAGAAGUAUAGCGCUGUUACAAAAGUCCAAGACAGCAUACAGCUUUUAGAAGAAGCCAACCUACAAAAAAGUCAGGCACUGUUUGGGGAAAAACAAAAGGAAGAGGAAAUCAAAAAGAUGAAAAAGGAAAUGACCCAACUUGCAGAAGACACUGCUGCAAAAAUUAGAAAGGCAGUAGACUCUGCAAAGAAACAAUAUAACGUGCAGAUUUCUCGACUGACAGAAGAACUUUCUGCUCUUCAGAUGGAAUGCGGAGAAAAACAGAGUCAAAUUGAACGAGUCAUUAGAGAAAAGCGAGCAGUGGAAGAAGAACUUGAAAAGAUUUAUCGGGAAGACAGAGGACAUGAAUCUGACAGUAGAAAACUGGAGCAACUGCAUCAAAAAUACCUACUUGCAGAAUGUACAAAAGGUGACCUGCAGCUCAGCCUACAGACAGCACAGAACAAAUUGAAGCAACUGGAAAUGAACUCUGAAGAAGAGAAAUCUCAUCUCCAGGAAAUGAUCUGUAAAUUGCAAAGCAUUCUGGAUUCCGAAAGAGAGAAGAGUGGCUUUGUCAGYGAACAAAGGCUAAAACUUCAACAAGAGAAUGAACAACUGCAAAAAGAAAUGGAGGGCUUAAGAAAACUGGCCGUGGAAGCUCAACAAAAAGCUAAAAUAAUGGUAAGCACCAUGGAACACGAGCAUUCUGUGAAAGAACAUGGGUAUGAAGCUCGACUUCAAGAAAUGCAGGACAGCAGUCAGAAAUCCACCGCUGAGCUGAGACGUCUCUUAGUAGCUCAGCAAAAAGCAACAAAUCGGUGGAAAGAGGAAACAAAAAAUCUUACUGAUACUACAGAAGUCAGGAUCAAUAAGCUAAAAAGUGAACUGAGCCAACAGAAACUUCGCACCCAAGAGCUCCUUUCUCAGCUGGAAAUAGCAAAUGAGAAGGCUAUUGAGGAUGAAAAAUUAAUGAUGGAAUAUCGAGAAUACAUCAAUAGGCUUCAAAGACGACUAAGCCAGGCAGAGCAGAGGGCAGCUACAGCAUCUCAAAAGCUCAGCGUGAUAACUGCGCACAAGAAGGCGGCUGCUUCCCUGCAAGAGCUGGAAAAUACUUAAGUACAUGGGCAUUGUUCACUCACAUCACGUUGGCGUUGAGAAGAUCGCCACAGAAUCUCCAUAUUGGAGCAUUAAAGGCAAAUGCAUAGUGAGAUUUGUAAGAUUUGAGCGACGUUUUCUAUUGUAUUCAGGUAAGCAAGCAGGGCUGGAUGGAGCUGCCGUUAUCUCCAUGCACGGUGAAGCCAGGAGGGUCACUGCAAAGUGAGGUAGUUAGGGGCCUUCUGCGUGGCAGCCCCACCAGGCCGAUGCAGAGCUGCAGUAUAGCCGUCUGCGGUGAAAAUCACCAAUGCCGAGAACCAUGUGGUCUAGAUACCAGUAUAUUAGUAAAUAACUUUACUCGUGUGUAAUUUGUACUUUUUUCUUCUCUUUCAAAGAGCCAGUGAACAUUCUGACGCUACUUUGUGAGGGGUGCUGAAAUCAUUUAUAAGAUGCUGAUUAUGUCACAAGUGUCAGCGUGUUGCUGCUGUGACAGGCGGGGUGGUAACUGGGAAAUGCCUCCCUUGUCUCUUCGGUUUGUAAGGAUUCCGCUCAGCUUGUUCUGAUGCCCUU
Messenger RNA from Nothoprocta perdicaria, 2936 nucleotides. It is a transcript of the gene SCLT1, whose product is annotated as sodium channel and clathrin linker 1. The transcript has 21 exons. Gene Ontology annotation, biological process: cilium assembly; clustering of voltage-gated sodium channels. The record is from RefSeq and is a predicted model, not a curated record. Gene Ontology annotation, cellular component: centriole. NCBI's taxonomy places the organism in Eukaryota, Metazoa, Chordata, Aves, Tinamiformes, Tinamidae. Bases 333 to 2387 code for a protein of 684 amino acids.